GGGCCUGGGAGGGGCGGAGCCGCGCCUGAGCCGGCGGCCGCGCUCCGAGCCGGGGCCCAGCCGCCGCCUGUGCCCGCGCGUCGCGGCCCCGGACGCGGGGAUGCUGGGCAAGGGCGUCGGCGGCGGGGGCGGCGGCUCCCGGGCGCCGAAGCCCUCCUUCGUGUCGUACGUGCGCCCCGAGGAAAUUCACACAAACGAAAAGGAAGCAGCAGAGAAGGAAGUCACGCUUCACUUGUUGCCAGGGGAGCAGCUGCUCUGCGAGGCCAGCACGGUGCUCAAGUGCGUCCAGGAGGACUCCUGCCAGCGGGGCGUCUGCGGGAAGCUGGUCUGCACGGACUUCAAGAUCGCGUUCCUGGGCGACGAGCCUGCGCUGGAGGGCGAUGAAACCCAGUUUAAGAAUAAGAUCGUAGGAGCAAAUGACAUCACACUGCACUGUGUGGAUCAGAUUUAUGGAGUGUUUGAUGAGAAAAAGAAAACCCUCUUUGGACAACUGAAGAGAUACCCCGAGAAGCUCAUCAUCCAUUGCAAAGACCUGCGGGUAUUCCACUUCUGUCUGAGGUACACAAAGGAAGAGGAAGUCAAAAGGAUUGUCAGUGGCAUCAUCCAUCACACCCAGUCUCCUAAACGGCUGAAGCGAUUGUUCCUUUUCUCCUAUGCAGCUGCUGCGCACAGCAGCACACCCGCCAGUCCCCAAAAACACACGGUGAUGUUCGACACGCUGGAGGACUGGCGCGGGGAGCUGGAGCGCACCAGAGGCAACAUGAAGUACAAAGCAGUGAGCGUCAACGAAGGCUACAGGGUCUGCGAGAGGCUGCCCGCGUACUUCGCCGUGCCCGCGCCGCUGCCCGAAGACAGCGUGUCGCGCUUCCAGGGCCACGGCGUCCCGAUCUGGUGCUGGUCCUACCACAAUGGGUGUGCCCUUCUGAAGAUGUCCGCGCUGCCCAAGGAGCAGGACGAGGCCGUUCUGCAGACCCACAGGAGCUUCCUGGACGGAGUUUACAGGGUCAUCCACAGGCCACCCUAUGAGAUGGUCAGAACUGAAGACCUGUCAAGCAACUUCCUGUCCCUGCCAGACAUCCAGACCGCGUACUCCAAGUUCAAGCAGCUGUUUCUGAUAGAUAACAGCGCUGAGUUCUGGGACACGGAUAUCAAGUGGUUUUCCUUGUUGGAAAGCAGCAGCUGGCUCGACAUAAUCAGACGCUGCCUGAAGAAGGCGAUCGAGGUCGCAGAGUGCCUGGACGCGCAGAGCACCAACGUCCUCCUCGUAGAGGAGAACGCUUCCGACCUCUGCUGCCUCGUCUCCUCGCUGGUGCAGGUGAUGAUGGACCCGCACUGCAGGACCAGGGCCGGCUUCCAGAGCCUGGUGCAGAAGGAGUGGGUCGCCGGCGGCCACUGCUUCCUGGACCGCUGCAACCACCUGCGGCAGAGCGACAAGGAGGAGGUCCCCGUGUUCCUGCUCUUCCUGGACUGCGUGUGGCAGCUGGUGCGCCAGCACCCCCCGGCAUUCGAGUUCACGGAGACGUACCUGACCGUCCUGUCCGACAGCCUGUACAUCCCCAUCUUCAGCACCUUCUUCUUCAACUCGCCCCACCAGAAGGAGACCAGCACGGGCGGGGAAGGCCUGGAUGUGCCCAGUGCGCCUCUGCACCUGCUCACCGUGUGGGACUGGUCCGUACAGUUUGAACCCGAAGCCCAGACCUUGCUCCAGAACCCUCUGUACGUGGAAAAGCCCAAACUGGACAAAAGCCAGCGGAAAGGCACGCAUCUCAAACACCAGCGACAGCUUUCUCUGCCGCUCACCCAGUCCAAGUCAUCGCCCAAAAGAGGGUUUUUCAGGGAAGAAACGGACCAUUUAAUUAAAAACCUUCUGGGCAAGAGAAUCAGCAAACUGAUCAACUACUCGGAUGAGCUGCAGGACAACUUCCGAGAGUUCUACGACAGCUGGCACAGCAGGGCCCCCGACUACCACGGCCUGCUGCUGCCGCACGUCGAGGGCCCCGAGGUGCGCGUCUGGGCGCAGCGCUACCUGCGCUGGAUCCCCGAGGCCCAGAUCCCGGGCGGGGGCGCCGGCGCCCUGGCCAGCAGCCUCCUGGGGGUGAUGGAGGAGGUGCGGCGCCUGCAGGAGAGGGUGGGCGAGCGGCCCCAGCCGGGGGCGGGGGCGGGGGCGGGGGCGGGGACGCCGGGCCUGCCGCGGAGCGCGCGCCUGUCCUCGCUGUUCCCCUUCGCCCUGCUGCAGCGGCCCUCCGCCAAGCCCCUGCUGCCCACCAGCGGCUGGAAGGCCCUGGGCGGCGAGGACGACCUGGCCACGCGCGAGGACGAGUUUGUGGACCUGGGGGAGGUGUGAGCCGCUGCCGGUGCUGCGGGGAGGAAGCUGGGACGGACGAGGCCGCACGCACACGCCCAUCGGACUGUUGUGGGGGCCCGAGCCCCCGGGGAGCGGCCUCAGGAGAAGAGCCGGCUCUGCUCAGGUCCUGGGAGAGGAGAGCCGUCUCCAGGACCGUCACUGACCCCACACACUGUCACCGGAUCGCCGCAGCCCGUCUACUGGGAAGGGCUCUGGGUCGUUCUCUCUCAGGCCCUCUCGCUGCCAAGAUGACGUGUCCGGGCACCGGGCCCGGUCAGUGUCCCUAACAACGGCUCAGUGCGGGGCAGUCAGCCGUGGAUGUGAGUGGCCCGGGGAGUGUCCAGGGGAGGCACCAGCUGUGUGGCAUUCCCUUCACACGCCCGCACCAUUCCUUCCGCAUCGCUGCCGUCACCAUCCUGCGGGCAGACUCCCCCCCUGCCGCCCACCACGCCACCCUCCUCCCCGCGCUGGUCCUCCAGGUCUGCCCGCUCCGUCCAUCGCCCCGUUCCUCCGUGCGGGUGGCCCGGGGCCUGCUGCUAACCCUGCGGUGACAUGGGGGGCUCUGCCUGCCCAGAGGCGCUGCCGUUCUGGGGCUCAGCGUGCGGGAUUGCUUGCCUUUUCCCAGCCGCACGCCAGGCCUCCCAGCCUUAGUGCCCAGAGCCCUGCGGAUGGCUCCUGCGCCCUCUGGCCCGACAGAUGGUGAGAGACCUCACUGGCCGUGGCCCCCAGGAGGAUUCAGGUGAACAUCAGAGGUGGCGGCUGCCCGAUUGUGCCUCAGCCACUUAAAGCCAUAGAGAACCUUCACUGCUGGCAGCCUCUCGCACCUGCUGUCCUCAUGGCCCGCGUUUUAAAUGCGGGAAGUACACCUCGCAGGGACCCGCUAAACCACGAAAGGAAGAGAAAGAACACGCCUGAGGUCAGGCUGUCUGAGCGGGAAUGUUUGCCCUUCAGGCCACGUGCUGUCCGGUGCAGCCCCCGUCAGUACGUGUUCAGAAGCACUGCGCUGUCCCCGGCGGUGAGGGGCGGGUUUCUCGGGGUGCACGGCUCGUCUUCUGUCCGACCAGAGACUGCAGGGUGCUCCCCGCUCGCGCUGACACGGGAGCCGGGCUGGUGUGAUGGAGGCGGGCUCCUCCACUGGGGGCCAGCCUGGCGGGUGGGUGCAGUGCCCUCGCCCACGAGCCCUCCCCGCUCUGGGCCUGUGCACAGCACUGGCCGCCACUCUCCGCCCGGAGCCUCCGAGCACACGCGGAGCUGUUUGGUUCUUAUUGGAGCGGGAGUGUCUACGCGGUGGCCUCCGGCCUUGGGACCUCAGCAACGUUCAUUCCAGAAACGCCCGGGGCGGCACUUUACACUUCACAGCAUGGUUCAAAGGCACAGGUCACGGCCCCUGUCAUAGCAGCUGAAUGUGCAUUGGAAUAUUUUUCUAUGACUUUAAAAAACUACAGUAGAAAAAUAAGCUGUUAUAACAUGGAAGGUCAUGACAAUUUAUGUAUUUAUAUUUGAAGUCAGAUUUCUAUAAACUUGUAUUUCUGUACAGAAUUCUCAGUGGGUUUAUAUAUUGUGGUGUUUUUAUUCAGAACUGAAAUGUGGGUUAUGCUGAACCGUUAAAGCUGAAAGGAGACCAUUUGCCUUGUGUAAGAUGCUGCACUGUGCACGACAGGAAAUGUCCAUUAACUCACCGCGUAUGACGUCCUGAGUUUGUUCAUACCUCCAAGUUUUUACACUGAAGACAACUUAGCUUUAUUACACGCAAGACUUUUUUUCUAAGGGAAUAAGCUGUUGGGCUAAACCUGUAUAAAUGUGCGUUUUAUUUUUUGAACAUACAAUGGAAGUUUACUUGUAUCUCACUGCACGUGUCUGACUGCAGGAAUUAAAGCACAAUUUACCAGCA
Pipistrellus kuhlii (Kuhl's pipistrelle) is the source of this 4235-nucleotide messenger RNA. It is a transcript of the gene MTMR12, whose product is annotated as myotubularin related protein 12. Lineage: Eukaryota; Metazoa; Chordata; Mammalia; Chiroptera; Vespertilionidae. The record is from RefSeq and is a predicted model, not a curated record. The transcript is spliced from 16 exons. Bases 101 to 2344 code for a protein of 747 amino acids.